CCAUUUCAUCUGCAUCUAUAAAAUCUCUGAAUUGGCAAGGCAAGGCAAUGUUGGAAGCUAAGCUUCAUAAGCAAGCCCUUCUGGCGGAAGAAGGAAUAUUAAGAUGUUGGAAGGGAAAGGUAUGGUGAAAGAAACUGACAUGCCGUUAAAGAUGCAAAUCCAGGCCAUGGCAUGUGCUUCUAAGGCCCUUGACCUUUAUGAUGUUCAUGAUUGCAUCUCUAUUGCUGCUCACAUCAAGAAGUUUUUUGAUCUGAAGGAAUUUGAUAAGGUGUAUGGAAUGGGAUGGCAAUGUGUGGUGGGUUUCAAUUUUGGGUGCUUCUUCACCCAUUCACCUGGCACUUUCAUCUAUUUUGCUCUUGAGACCCUUAAUUUCCUUAUAUACAAGGGAACCUCCUCUGAUCUCUCUUCUCUUUCUGUAACAUAGCAUAGGUUUUCUUUAUCAUCUCAAGUGUAUCAAUCAAACCAUAAUUAAUUAAAGGAAAAGUCUAGGGCCAGCAAUUUUAUUGCAUUCUGGCCUAUCAUGUAACCAGCAGAGAAAUGUGAGCCAUUGAAUGAAAUCUCACACAAAUCUCACACCAUCAAAUCAUCAUUGAUGGCUAGUUAAUGGCUACUAAUCACAAAUAUUGCUGGCCCUAGCAUUGCUCUCAAUUAAAAUGUAUGUUCUCCUUGCUUUAUUCAUUCUUAUUUCCUGUCGUGUUAACCUGCGUUUGUUUCUCCGAAUAUAAUAAGA
Arachis stenosperma is the source of this 730-nucleotide messenger RNA. RefSeq lists its product as uncharacterized. The transcript has 2 exons. The record is from RefSeq and is a predicted model, not a curated record. The coding region runs from base 104 to 424 and encodes 106 amino acids. Gene Ontology annotation, biological process: microtubule-based process. Gene Ontology annotation, molecular function: dynein light intermediate chain binding; dynein intermediate chain binding. NCBI's taxonomy places the organism in Eukaryota, Viridiplantae, Streptophyta, Magnoliopsida, Fabales, Fabaceae. Gene Ontology annotation, cellular component: dynein complex.